Pestalotiopsis fici W106-1 is the source of this 2661-nucleotide messenger RNA. RefSeq lists its product as uncharacterized. Gene Ontology annotation, molecular function: high-affinity potassium ion transmembrane transporter activity. Gene Ontology annotation, cellular component: plasma membrane. The transcript has a single exon. The record is from RefSeq and is a predicted model, not a curated record. Gene Ontology annotation, biological process: potassium ion import across plasma membrane; intracellular potassium ion homeostasis. NCBI's taxonomy places the organism in Eukaryota, Fungi, Ascomycota, Sordariomycetes, Amphisphaeriales, Sporocadaceae. The coding region runs from base 1 to 2661 and encodes 886 amino acids.
AUGGCGACGGUGAAAUUAAAGGAGCUUGCCCAGACGGCCGGCACGUGGCUUCUCGGCCUUCGGCCGUCAUUCUUGUCACCGAAUCCGCACUUCAACUUCAUUACGGUGCAUUAUUUCAUCAUCAUCGGUCUGACCAUUGUUGCCUCCGUCCUAAUAUUCGGCUCGGGAAGAGGGAACGUAGCAUACAUUGAUGCUCUGUUCUUUGCUAGCGGCGCCAACACUCAGGCUGGUCUCAAUACCAUAGAUGUCAACCUACUCAACACAUUCCAACAAGCGGUUCUCUUCUUCUGCUGUAUGGUCACCAAUCCUAUAUCUAUCAAUUCGGGCGUCGUAUUCCUUCGCUUGUAUUGGUUCGAGAAGAGGUUCCAGGGACUCGUAAAGGAUGCCAGGUCCAGGCGAACAACAAUAACCAAAUCCCGCUCAAAAGCUAAAGCGAAUACUGCGGAUCUUGAAAGGGGUGUUGCUGGCAGGAACAUCAAGGUCAUGCACAAUACAGCAAAGGCAUCAAGGAUAACGAAUGACGGCCUCCUUUUGGACGAGUACGAUUUGAAAACCGCACAGCAGCAGCAUCAUCCAGGCCUAGAGCAUAUCAACUCAGGCGAUCCGCCAGGCUCUCCUCGAGACGCCACCAUCAAAUUCUCAGACAAGGUCAGGAGGAGUGAUGCACUGGGCGAUGAGGAGGAGGACGCUGAUGGAACGAUGCGUCCAAGUAAGAGGACUGAGGCUGAGCACAUUGCUAUCCUGGAGAGACAACGAAAUGAGGACCAUGGCACGUUGCGGAUUCCCGGGCCUCGCGACGCCGAAAGAGGUGUGCUUCCCGAGGAGUUGGGCGCUGGCCAGUACGACGAUGAAUUUAUCAGCCCCAUUGAGCAAGUGCCAACUACCCGCAAUCAGCGCAACUCAUCAGAGCCAACGCGAGUUUCUUCACAUCCCGAAGGCGGAAAGACUAUCACCAUUGCCGAGCCUCAGCAUCCUAACAAGCGUAGCGAGAUAGCGGAUGACUUCGAGGCAGCGACUAAGACCAUGUCUGCCCUCAAAUUCCGCAAGCCUCGAGGCAGUGGAGAAAAGAUGCACCAUACAAACACCAACGAAGAGUCUCACAAUCCGCUGAGGCGCAUCAGGACUGCGUUAUCCCAUAACAAGCACACAGACCCCAUGCCGUAUCUGAGUUGGCAGCCAACUCUUGGCCGCAAUUCCGAGUUUUUGGAUCUGACUGAGGAGCAGAGAGAGGAGCUUGGUGGCAUAGAAUACCGGUCAUUAAAGACGCUCGCCGUGGUCACGACGUGUUAUUUCUUUGGUUUCUGGAUAUUCGGCGUCAUCUGCCUUCUGCCGUGGAUUCUGGUCAACAAUGAGACUUAUGGCUCGGUUGUCGACGCCGCUAGCCAAAACCGCACCUGGUGGGCGUUCUUCACAUCGAAUUCGGCAUUCAUGGAUCUUGGCUUCACCUUGACAUCCGACAGCAUGAAUUCGUUCAAUACGGCAAUCUUCCCGCUCCUGGUCAUGUCGUUUCUGAUCAUCAUUGGAAAUACUGGCUUUCCUAUUAUGCUGCGAUUUUGCAUCUGGUUCACUUCCCUUUUUGUACCUCACGGCUCAGGCUUGUGGGAAGAACUUCGCUUCUUGCUUGACCACCCUCGACGCUGCUUUACCUUACUAUUCCCAUCCACGGCUACCUGGUGGCUGUUCCUCAUCCUCGUUGUCCUCAACGGAGUCGACCUGAUAUUCUUCAUCAUCCUCGACCUAGGAACCGGUGCUGUUGCUGAUCUGCCUCUCAACAUUCGAUUCUUGGAUGGAUGGUUCCAGGCUGCAUCGACGAGAACUGCUGGAUUCUCCGUGAUCAACCUUUCCGAGAUUCACCCCGCAGUUCAGACUUCGUAUCUGAUCAUGAUGUACAUCUCGGUUUUCCCCAUUGCCAUUUCAGUUCGUCGCACCAACGUCUACGAGGAAAAAUCACUCGGCCUGUACGGGUCUGCACAGGACGCCGAGGACAGUAAGGAGUCUGGAUUUUCCUACGUGGGUGCGCAUUUGCGCCGACAACUGUCGUUCGAUCUUUGGUAUAUUUUCAUUGGUUACUUUAUCCUGACCAUUUCCGAGGGGCCUCGACUCAUGGCUGGCGACUUCUCCAUGUUUGCAGUACUUUUCGAGAUUGUCAGCGCUUAUGGCACUGUUGGACUGAGUCUAGGGUAUACGGGAAUCAACGCAUCGCUUUGCUCGCAAUUCUCCGUCGUAGGGAAGCUCGUUGUUAUUGCGAUGAUGGUCCGUGGGCGACAUCGUGGUUUACCCUAUGGUCUCGAUCGAGCCAUUCUGCUGCCUAGUGAGUCUCUCAAUCGCAAGGAGGCAGAGGCAGCCGAGGCACGACUGCAGCGAAGACAGUCAGCCGUCUCGCUUGCUCGUCCGGCAAGUCUAUCUCGAGGACGCAGCAGAAGUGUCGACAACAGAAGAGAACGCAACGUGAUAGCCUCCUUUCUACAUCCUGGCCCAACACAGCCACUAUACUCACUCUCUGUGUCCAAGGCGGACACAGUUGACGACAACCACUUUUUUUUGAAACCCCCUGAGGAUCUUAGACGGACCCUCUCGGAACCCGGAAGUGGAGAAGAUGAUUCAGAUCGAUCUGGGCAGAAGCCAAGGAGAAGGGAGACACAGCCACCAUUGGGGCAUUAG